This is a messenger RNA of Varanus komodoensis (Komodo dragon), 1442 nucleotides long. Its product is annotated as endonuclease domain-containing 1 protein-like. NCBI's taxonomy places the organism in Eukaryota, Metazoa, Chordata, Lepidosauria, Squamata, Varanidae. The transcript has 2 exons. The record is from RefSeq and is a predicted model, not a curated record. Gene Ontology annotation, molecular function: metal ion binding; nucleic acid binding; hydrolase activity. The coding region runs from base 6 to 872 and encodes 288 amino acids.
CAGAGAUGCCCUUCAGGAGCAGCUUCGCGGGGCUGCUGCCCGUCCUGCUCUCGCUCUCGGCCUGCUUCCUCAUCCCGGCACCUGCAGAGGUGCACGACACCUUUGCUAACUGCCUCCAGUUCUUCCUGAAUGGGAAGCCCCCUACUCUGCUCCUUCCCCGAGUGAACAGUGCCAGCAUCUGCCAGAGAUACAAGAAUCUCUAUCGCUUUGCCACCCUGUAUGACAGAGACAAGCGCAUCCCGAUAUAUUCUGCUUAUAAGUACGGAAAAGGUGGAGAAGGAAGACCUGAUAUCUGGUUUGUAGAGCCUCAGCUGGCACGUAAUAUUCAAAAGCCAGGAAGCAACAUGGAGAGGGAGAAUUCCCAAGACAUUGCUCGUGUAUUUGAGCAUAUUCGAGCCAGCCAGGCUGUUUCUGAUGAUUAUAACACUGAUAAGACGAUUGACAGGGGACACCUGAACCCGAACAAUCACCAGUCCGAUCGAGACAGCAGAACCGCCACCUUCACGCUCACCAACAUUGUGCCCAUGCUCAGCGGCCUCAAUCGAGGAUCGUGGAGGAUUUAUGAAAAGAAAGCGGGGGAAAAAGCCGAGCAGUGCGAUGAGACCUACUUUGUGGCGGGAGCGGUGCCUGGGAAUAAUUACAUCUCUGGGGGCCGGGUCAACAGGCCCAGCCACAUCUGGUCCGCGGGCUGCUGCGUGAGACACAACAGAGGCCUGUGCUCCUGGGGUGCCCUUGCAAGCAAUGAUGAGAAGAAUGCUACCGGGAUGGAUCUGAAGAGUCUGGAAGCACAGCUUGAAAAACGCUACAAAAGCAAGGUGGAUCUUUUCAACAGUGGGUGUUACCAAGAAUGCGAGACUACAAUCCAGCUGUAGCGCCGAGAGAGCAGAAGGCAGGGGGUUGUCGUAGUUCAUUGCAGCUAGGAGAGGCAGGGCGGUGCUACACAGGGACAGGUCCGGACGGUGCCCACCCACCCCACUACAGUCCUGGCUCACACAAACUGCAGUGGGUCCUCUGAAGUGCCCCUCCCCUCCUUGAAGGGGAAGCCGGACCAGAGGGAUGUGUGGGCACCCCAGAAGGACCACCCACCCAUAGUUCUGCCCUGCCUCUCCGAGCUCGAAUGAGCCGCUUCCAGCCGCUUUCGGAGGAAGGAUGCCAAGAAACACUUUGCUUUCCGCAUCAGCUGCAGUUCUCCUGCUGAGCAAUCAGCCACCAGCGAAUUCUUCCUGCCUGCGGGGCCUGUUGCUGCCCAGCUGUGAUUGUGACCUGCUUGUGGGGGGGGGGCGCCUUGUGUCCCCAUCACGGGUAGGGAAGGAGAGGGAUGAAGGGAGGCGAGUGCUCGGAUGGGAACCUUCUCCUUCUGUGUUUACCUGCCUUGGGAGCUCCCCCACCCCCACCCACGGCUUUCUCCAGCGCUUCGCAAAUAAAGGAUCAUUCUGAGAGCA